This is a messenger RNA of Ziziphus jujuba (common jujube), 3454 nucleotides long. Its product is annotated as protein TIC110, chloroplastic. The record is from RefSeq and is a predicted model, not a curated record. The coding region runs from base 151 to 3189 and encodes 1012 amino acids. Gene Ontology annotation, biological process: protein import into chloroplast stroma. Lineage: Eukaryota; Viridiplantae; Streptophyta; Magnoliopsida; Rosales; Rhamnaceae. Gene Ontology annotation, cellular component: TOC-TIC supercomplex I. The transcript is spliced from 15 exons.
GGCUCUUCACCAUUUUCGUUUUCGUUUCGACCCUCCUCUAUCUUCUUCGUUAAACCCUAUAUAAAAGUUCUCUCUCUCUCUCUCUCUCUCUCUCUGUGAUUAUAUAUAGAACCCUAGAACAAACCUCUUCUUCCUCUUAAAGAGGGAGCUAUGAAUCCCUCUACGCUCCUCACUCCAUCUUCCACUUCUCCACGUUCUGUUCUCCGCUCUCCUUUCCUCAACCCCAUCCCUCUGCGAACCGCCUCAACCUCCGUUUGCACACAACGGCGUCGUUUCAGGGUCUCAUUCCCCCGCAGCUCGUCUGUUACCUCUGAGCCACCCAGCUCCGCCUCCACGCCACCCCCUCCGGAUGUUUUCGGAGGCCCAAAGGAGCUGACGGGUGUUCAACCCCUGGUGGAGAAGCUCUCGCCGCCGCUGAGGUUGGUUAGCUCGGCCGUUAUAUUUGCCGGGGCUGUCGCUGCUGGGUAUGGUUUGGGGCUCCGUUUCGGUCAGACCCGAAAUGCCGCAUUGGGUGGGGCUGCUGUGCUGGGUGCCGCCGGUGGGGCCGCUGUGUAUUCUUUGAAUGCCUGUGCUCCUGAGGUUGCUGCGGUGGAGUUGCAUAAUUUCGUUGCUGGGAGCGACGAUCCCAGCGCGUUGAAGAAGGAGGACAUUGAAGGGAUUGCCAAAAAAUAUGGUGUGAGCAAACAAGACGAAGCGUUCAAUGCAGAGCUUUCUGAUUUAUAUUGUCGGUUUGUUUCCUCUGUCAUUCCUCCAGAGGGUCAAGAACUCAAGGGUGAUGAAGUUGACACGAUUGUUAAGUUCAAAAAGGCUUUGGGCAUUGAUGAUCCUGAGGCAGCUGCCAUGCAUAUGGAGAUUGGUAGGCGGAUUUUCAGGCAAAGGCUUGAGACUGGAGAUCGUGAUGCCAAUUUAGAGCAGCGUCGGGCAUUUCAGAAGCUGAUUUAUGUGUCAACUCUUGUGUUUGGGGAAGCAUCAUCUUUCCUAUUACCUUGGAAGCGUGUUUUCAAAGUCACAGAUUCCCAGGUUGAGAUCGCUAUUCGUGAUAAUGCCCAGCGAUUAUUUGCUUCAAAGCUAAAAUCAGUUGGCAGAGAUGUUAAUGUGGAGCAGCUUGUUAGCCUUAGAGAAGCACAACGUUUGUAUCGACUUUCUGAUGAGCAUGCUGAGGAAUUAUUCAAGGAGCAUACAAGAAAACUGGUUGAGGAAAAUAUUUCGGCAGCACUCAGGAUACUUAAAUCCAGAACGAGAGCAGUUAAUGUAGUUGCACAAGCUGUGGAAGAGCUUGAUAAGAUACUAGCGCUCAAUGAUAUACUUAUCACAUUAAAGAACCACCCGGAUGCAGGUCACUUUUCCCCUGGUGUUGGUCCAGUUUCUAUACUAGGUGGUGAGUAUGAUGACGAUAAAAAGAUGGAUGACUUAAAGCUCCUUUAUAGAGCAUAUGUGACAGAUUCAUUGUCCAAUGGUCGUAUGGAAGAAAAUAAGCUUUCUGCAUUGAAUCAAUUGAGGAAUAUAUUUGGCUUAGGAAAACGAGAAGCAGAGACCGUUGUUCUUGAUGUUACUUCAAAGGUGUAUCGUAAGCGACUUGCAGAGUCAUUUACUGGGGGAGAUUUAGAAGCAGCAGAUAGCAAAGCAGCUUUCCUUCAAAAUCUUUGUGAUGAGCUGCAUUUUGAUCCACAGAAGGCCAGUGAGAUUCACGAAGAAAUUUACCGCCAAAAGCUUCAGCAAUGCAUAGCUGAUGGAGAGCUAAAUGAGGAGGAUGUUUCUGCCUUGCUGAGGCUACGGGUCAUGCUUUGUAUACCUCAGAACACUGUUGAAGCUGCCCAUUCAGACAUCUGUGGCAGUUUGUUUGAAAAGGUUGUCAAGGAUGCUAUUGCAUCAGGAGUUGAUGGUUAUGAUGCUGAUGUUAAGAAAUCUGUCAGAAAGGCAGCACAUGGUUUGAGAUUGACCAGGGAGGCUGCCAUGUCUAUUGCUAGCAAGGCAGUCCGCAAGAUUUUUAUUAACUAUAUAAAACGAGCACGAGCAGCUGGAAACCGUACUGAAUCUGCAAAAGAACUUAAAAAGAUGAUAGCAUUCAACACCCUGGUUGUGACAGAAUUGGUGGCAGACAUAAAAGGUGAAUCAUCUGAGACUUCAUCAGAAGAAACUGUAAAGGAGGAAGUUAAAGAAGUCGUGGAGGAUGAGGAAUGGGAUUCUAUUCAGACCCUUCGGAAAAUUAGACCCAACAAGGAACUUACUGCAAGGAUGGGAAAGCCUGGUCAGAGUGAGAUUACUCUAAAAGAUGACUUGCCAGAAAGAGAGAGGACUGACCUAUACAAGACAUACUUGCUAUAUUGUAUAACUGGUGAAGUAACCAGAAUUCCUUUUGGUGCUGAGAUCACUACAAAAAAGGAUGAUUCUGAGUAUAUUUUCCUGAAUCAGCUUGGUGGAAUUUUGGGUUUGAGCACUAAGGAGAUAGUGGAAGUACAUAGAGGCCUGGCUGAACAAGCUUUCAGGCAACAAGCAGAGGUGAUUUUAGCUGAUGGGCAACUGACAAAGGCCAGAGUAGAGCAGCUUAAUGAACUGCAGAAGCAAGUAGGCUUGCCUUCGGAAUAUGCGCAAAAGAUAAUUAAGGGCAUAACAACUACAAAAAUGGCUGCUGCUAUCGAGACAGCUAUUGGUCAGGGGAGACUGAAUAUUAAGCAGAUAAGAGAACUUAAGGAGGCAAGUGUUGAUUUGGACAGCAUGAUAUCUUUGAGCUUGCGAGAGAGCCUGUUCAAAAAGACUGUUGAUGAUAUUUUCUCAUCAGGCACUGGAGAGUUUGAUGAGGAGGAAGUAUAUGAGAAAAUCCCUUCAGAUCUUAACAUUAAUGCUGAGAAGGCAAAAGGUGUCGUUCAUGAACUUGCUCGAAGCCGGUUAUCAAACUCAUUGAUCCAAGCUGUGGCACUACUAAGGCAGAGAAAUCGGCAGGGAGUGGUUUCCUCUCUUAACGACUUACUGGCUUGUGACAAAGCUGUACCUUCGACCCCACUUUCAUGGGAGGUACCAGAAGAGCUGGCUGAUCUAUACACCAUAUACCUGAAAAGUGACCCACCACCCGAAAAGCUGUCCCGCUUGCAGUAUCUGUUGGGCAUAAAUGAUUCGACGGCGGCUGCACUAAGAGAGAUGGGAGAUAAAGUACUCACUGGCAGUGCAGAGGAGGAAAAGUUUGUAUUUUGACUGUUUCAGUGAAGUUGUAAAAGGUAAAUUGGGGUGUAUUUUGACUGUUUCAGUGAAGUUGUAAAAGGUAAACUGGGGCAUUAACCCUGCCUGUUGAGCCCAUUUUUGUCCAGCAGAUUUUUCCUUUUGAGAGUGUAGAAUGUUAAAAAAGUCGCAAUAUGAUUAUUAGAGACAAAAUAUUCAAUGCAAUCAUAUAGUAUAAUGAAACUCUGGAAUGUAAUAAAUGUAUGAUUUUGUUAAUGUAAUACUUGUGUUUUUUUGUUUU